GAAAAUCUGAACAAAUCUGAGCAGCUCGACUCCUGGAGGGAUUUUCAUGGGGUUCUUGUCAUCGGUCUGUAUUCAGAUUGAAAAUGGCGACAGGGCCUGAAACACUUCCUGAGAUGCUAGUGAUCAGCAGCUCCAGUCCAGAUGAUGCAGUGAUCCGGAUUCUUCUGAUGGGCAGAAACUCUUCUGGGAAAAGCUCAUCUGGAAACACAAUACUGGGAGAAAGAAAGUUUAAAGUCCAAAAACAUAAGAAGAAAAAUGAGUCGGAAGUGUGUGAGGGUCAAACUCAAAUCGGUGGGAAGCAAGUUGCUGUGAUUGAUUGUCCAGAUCUACUGGAUCCAGGUCUGAAUAAAGAGCAGCUGGAGAAGAUGAAAGAGCAGCUUGUCUCUGGAUGUUCAGCAGGUCUCAGUUCAGUUCUGCUCACUGUUCCUCUGGAGGAACCUGUGCAAAAUGAAGAAGAGAUCCUGGAAUUUAUUAAGUGUUUAUUUGGUGCUGAAGUGCAGAAACACAUCAUGAUUCUGUUCACACAUGAAGAUGAACUGGAUGAUCUGGAUCAGACCAUUGAGGAACAUCUACAAGAUCAUGCAGAUCUUCAGCGACUGGUGACUGAAUGUGGAGGAAACUUCCACUCUUUCAAUAACAAAUGUAAAGUGAAAAGUCAAUUUGAAGAACUACUGCAGAAGAUUGAAGGAAUGAUGAUGGAGCACGGAGGGAAAUUUAUGAUGAAACAAAGGAGAAGAAGUGAAAGCAAGGACACUCCUGAUAUCAACU
Sinocyclocheilus anshuiensis is the source of this 768-nucleotide messenger RNA. RefSeq names its product GTPase IMAP family member 8-like. The transcript has 3 exons. The annotation marks the transcript as partial. The record is from RefSeq and is a predicted model, not a curated record. Gene Ontology annotation, molecular function: GTP binding. NCBI's taxonomy places the organism in Eukaryota, Metazoa, Chordata, Actinopteri, Cypriniformes, Cyprinidae.